This is a messenger RNA of Peronospora farinosa, 1653 nucleotides long. Lineage: Eukaryota; Oomycota; Peronosporomycetes; Peronosporales; Peronosporaceae. The record is from the annotation of a GenBank genome assembly.
AUGGUUUACUCGCCCUCCAUGUACCUCGUCGCCUCCGCCGUGGCCGCCGUGGUUUUGAAGAUGCAGCAAGCUGCUGCAACGUCGCUGGAUUCUGAUCCAUUCGUCCCUGAACAAUCGACCGACUACGCGAUCUAUUUGAGUAAGGAAGUCCCUACCAAGACCUGCGAGUACAAGUCUGUUCCUGACUUGACGCUACCGGACCUGUCCACCAUUCCGUCGAUUGAUGCGCUAUAUCCGGACCUAUUGUCCAAUCAGUCCGCAAUUCCCGAUGCCGUCUAUCUGAAGGCUGGCAUUAAUGUCGUGAUCAGUGACUACACCGACGACCUUGAUGCUUACACGUACGCGACCUCGGGGGCGGUGCCAAAUUUAGUGACCCAGGGCUCUUCGAUUGUGCCUGCCACUAUGACUGACACGAAAUCACCCACAGACUGUGCCACUGGUUGGGACAAGCCCAUAACUCUCAAUACCGAUAACAGCAUCGUCUCCGGUAAUAUGGUCGAAGAGACGACUCAUGUUGGACGUCGUCUAACGGAAAACGAUAACGUGCAAAUUGUUGCACUGGAGAAAUACUUCCAUAAGAAAAUGGUGAGGAUCUUGGCUGAUCUUCCGACUGAGGCUUCAUAUAAAAAUACACCGUGGGGCGGGCCGUACUGGGCGGCCUACGAGGACAGCAUUAACGUCAACAUUUUCAAGACUGAGUAUUUCCCUGUCUCUGCGAAGUACGCUACGGCUUUUAACUUGAACGUGAAAGACUUUAUGGACAAGAUUUCCAAGGAAGAGGGCAUCGACCAGGAGUUUUUAGGUAAUACAGUUAAAACACCGUGUUCAACGCAGGAGACCUGCAAUAAACUCAAGGACGGUAGUGUUUGCUCCAAGCGUAAGGGCCAAAAUUCCGGUUAUUGUUUCCAAAUGUGGUGGGGUAUGUGCAACUCUUGGGCGAGUGCAGCGAUUUUGGAGCCAGAGCCGCAAUGCGUCGUCAAGUACAACAACGUUUCGUUUCGGCCGAUAGAAAUCAAGGCACUGCUGACGUAUGUAUACGAGAGAGCCCAGGUUGAUCACGUCGCGGCUGGUGCUCGUUGUUCUAAUCUUAAAGAAGAAAAGGACGAGUUUGGCCGUUCCACGUCUCCUUGUUUCAAUGACAUGAACCCUGGCUUCGUCCACAUCGCCAUUGCCAACAUCAUAGGAUUGCUCGGCAAAACGUUCAUAGUGGACGUUGAGCCUGGCCUCCCGGUGUGGAACCAUCCCUUGCGCGGUUACAAGGUGCUCGAGCAGACUAAGAUGUCUUUGGAGGAUGCAGCUCGAAACUUCUACGGCCGAAAGCAGUACCCAUGGAACGCAAAUGCCAAGAGCAUCGUAUACAUGAAGACUCGUGUGACGUGGAUUACUGAGGCAAAGGAUGACGGCCCUCUGGUGUCCACCGGCGCAAUUGACAAAUUCACGAAGGGUAAUGUUCUCUCCUACCUGUUGGAGAUGGAUGACCAUGGCACGAUCAUUGGCGGUGAGUGGUUGCAUAAGUCGCUUACCGAUCACCCAGAUUUCAUGUGGUUUCCCACCCGUAAGCCUGCCGAUAAGUUCGUGUUGAAGAAUGGGAUGAGAUACGACAACGUGAUAAAGCUUCUGAAGAAGUCAGUGGCAUGCUCUGAUACACAGUAG